Messenger RNA from Ostertagia ostertagi, 621 nucleotides. The record is from the annotation of a GenBank genome assembly. NCBI's taxonomy places the organism in Eukaryota, Metazoa, Nematoda, Chromadorea, Rhabditida, Trichostrongylidae.
AUGCCCCUGAUCGCCUACUGGCAGCAGCGCGGUUACGGCGUGCUGACGGUGGACACGCGCGGCAUGGCGCACCGCGACCGCGAGUUCACGCGGGCUCACCACCGCAGCUUCGGCAAGACCGAGGUGGCCGACCUGUUCGCCGCCGUGCGCCAGCUGCCCGGUCUCGUGCCGACGGUGGACCCGGCGCGCAUCGGCUUUUUCGGCUGGAGCUACGGUGGCUUCCUCGGCGCCCGCGCGAUGCUGGAUGCCGACACGCCCUUCGCUGCCGCCGUCGCCGUCGCGCCGGUGACGGACUGGACGCUGUAUGACACCGCCUACACCGAGCGCUAUCUCGGCAUGCCCGGUGCCGGCGGCAAGGCACCCGCCUACGCCACCGGCCACCUGCCGUCACGCGCGGCGCUGCUGGCCAAGCCGCUGCUGCUCGUGCACGGCACCGCCGACGACAACGUGCUCUUCGAGCACACGCUGCGCCUGGUGGAGGCGCUGCAGAACGCCGGCAAGACCUUCGACCUGCAGAUCUACCCCGGCAAGGCCCACGGCAUUGCCGGCCGGGCGACGCGCUUGCACCUGUACCGCACGAUGGACGCCUUCUUCGACCGCCAUCUCAAGACCGGACAUUGA